This is a messenger RNA of Rhizophagus irregularis DAOM 181602=DAOM 197198, 1880 nucleotides long. RefSeq lists its product as uncharacterized. NCBI's taxonomy places the organism in Eukaryota, Fungi, Glomeromycota, Glomeromycetes, Glomerales, Glomeraceae. The record is from RefSeq and is a predicted model, not a curated record. Gene Ontology annotation, molecular function: monooxygenase activity; iron ion binding; heme binding.
AUGCUUGAUUCAUUUUCUUUAAUUAGCUUUUUUGUGUUAGGAGUUAUAGGAUGGAUUACUUAUAAAAUUUUUAUUUGGCCAUUUUAUAUUUCUCCUUUGAGAAAAAUUUCUGGUCCACCAUCUAAAGGUCCAUUUUAUGGAAAUCUUAAAGCAUUUUUGGCAGAUGAUUUUAAUUCUGGAGUUAAAUGGUUUAAAGAAUAUGGAUAUAUCAUAAAAUUCCAUGGAAUAUUUAAUAAACCAAGUCUUUUUAUAGCAGAUCCAAAAAUAAUUCAAGAAAUUAUAUUAAAUAAAAAUUAUGAUUUUAUUAAACCUUAUAAUACGUCUGCCAUUGCAAUUGCUGGUAAAGGACUUUUAUUUUCGGAAGGUGAAGAUCAUAAGAGACAAAGAAAAAUGAUGAGUCCAGCUUUCACUCAUAAUAAUAUUAAAGAAAUGAUACCAACAUUUAUUCGUAUAACUUCUACCUUAAAAGGUUUAAUCGAAGAUGAAAUAAAUCAAGGAAAAUCUAAUAUUAAUUUUACGCCUUAUAUCUCAAAAACUACUUUAGAUAUUAUUGGUUCAGUAGGAUUUAAUUAUGAAUUUAAUUCAUUAACAUCAUCAAAUGAAUUGGCAGAAGCCUAUGAUUCUAUUUUAAAUAGUCCACCAACUGUUUUACGUAUGACAAUAAGUCUUUUAGCAAAUUAUGUUCCACUUAUUAGAGAAAUUCCAGUAGAUAUUAAUAGGAAAUUUAAAAAUGCGUGUGCAGUUAUUAAUCGCGUAUCAAAACAACUGAUUGAAGAAAAAUAUAAUGAAGCGAAAAAUGGCGAAUUAAAAAGCAAGGAUCUAUUAUCUGUGUUAAUCAAUAUCAAUAAAACAUUGCCUGUUGAAGAAAAAAUAACUGACGAAGAAUUAAAAUAUCAGAUUAUGACAUUUUUAAUAGCAGGACAUGAAACCACAAAUGUUACAGCUUGUUGGGCUUUAUAUUUACUUUCAGAACAUCCAUAUGUGCAAGACUUAUUACGUGAAGAAUUAGUUAAAGCUUUUCCCGAUAAAUCAAAUUUCAAUCCUACUUUUGAUGAUAUUAAUUCUUUGGAAUAUUUAAAUUGCGUAAUUAAAGAAUCUUUAAGAUUACAUUCUCCAGUACCAAUUCUUAAACGAGCGAAUUCUAAAGAUAAAGUUUUUGGAGAACAUUUGAUUCCAAAGGAUACUGAAUUAUUUAUUGGAAUUUCAGCACUUCAUAAAUCACCUGAAAUUUGGGGCUCAACAGUUGAUGAUUUUGAUCCAAAAAGAUGGUUGGAUCCUUCUUUAAAUGUAACAAAUUUAAAUUAUUUGCCUUUUCUUAAUGGUCCAAGAGGAUGCAUAGGCAAUAAAUUAGCUUUGACUGAAAUGAAAAUAAUGUUAGGAAUGUUAAUUAGAAAUUUUGUUUUUCAACCAAUUGAAGGAUUUCAUAUCAGCAGAAAAAUUUUCCCUUCACCUAAACCUUAUCCAUACCUUGGAUUAGCUGUAUCUAUAGUUGAAUCUUAACAUAAUUUUGAUGCUUUUUAUGCAUGACAUUUUACGCCAUGUGUGGUUUGAUUUAGUUUUAUUAUUUGUUUUUUUAUCUUUUUUUUUUUUAGUUUUAUAUACAUACGUAUAUACAUAUAUUUUAUUUAUUCAUUAUAAAUUACAUUAGUAUGGAUUUGGAGAUUAUUUUUAUGAUAACAAAAGAUACAAUAUAUCAGAUAUGGAUUCUAUUGCAUUGACAGUAUCCAUAUUGUCUUAAUAUGGCAGAUAAUUUUUGCCAAAAAAUAGUAGCGGAACUUAUUGGCCACAAAUUAUAUAAACUGUUCUAUUAGUCGGAUAAUACUCUUAACAUUUUUAAAGAAAUAAAAAAAUAAAAUAAAAAAAUUUAAUUAAAAAAAAAA